Messenger RNA from Cynoglossus semilaevis (tongue sole), 3093 nucleotides. RefSeq names its product sphingomyelin phosphodiesterase 4 (gene smpd4). Gene Ontology annotation, biological process: sphingomyelin catabolic process; ceramide biosynthetic process; glycerophospholipid catabolic process. The record is from RefSeq and is a predicted model, not a curated record. Bases 186 to 2726 code for a protein of 846 amino acids. Gene Ontology annotation, molecular function: sphingomyelin phosphodiesterase D activity. The transcript is spliced from 20 exons. Lineage: Eukaryota; Metazoa; Chordata; Actinopteri; Pleuronectiformes; Cynoglossidae.
CGGUAGGAGGCGAUUUCUGACACAGUCACAGAUGACGCGCGAGAAACCGGAACCCCUCGCACGCAGUGUCCACACACAUUUUAGUUCCGGUGGCAAGCGCGGUUUGUUUUGGAGUUUCUUUUUUCAGUCCUCAGUCCUUCUUAAACAAAAAAAGUGUAGGCCGGAGCCUGAAUUGAGGUUCCUUCAUGGCUGCAGCAACUUUACAACAACCUAGUUUUCUUCUGGCGAACCUGAAAGCGGAUAUCUGCAUCAAGCCACUGCUACAGCGAUGUCAAGACCUGGUGAAGAUCAUCGAUGAAUAUCCUGCAAAGGAACUUCAGCUUAUCUUCCCGUGGCUGCUGGAGUCUGUGUUUGGAAGUUUGGAUGGAACCAUCAUUGGCUGGAACCUUCGACUGCUCACCCACAGAAGCAGUGACUACAAUAUUGUCCUGGACUUUCUCAGUCCCAGUGGACCAAUGAUGAAGCUAGUCUACAAACUCCAGGCAGAAGAAUUCAAAUUUGAAAUCCCUGUCAUUCAUCUCCCUGCUCCAAUAAAGGCCUGUAUCCAGGAAGGGGUCCAGCCUGACUGUCCUCUGUUCCACAACAAGCUGCUCCUUCCUCUGACUGGAGCCUUGAGCCUAACACUGGCUCUGAAUCCUUUUGAGUUUUACAUGUUUCACUUUGCCUCCUGCCUCAUCAAACCAAGGAACUGUCCUCCAGGCCAACACUUCAGCACCACAGACAGUGCCUACUUUGUCCUGGUGGAUUCAUACCUGAAGUACUUUUUGCCCUGUGAAGGAAAUGUUCCUCCUCCUCCUGCCCCUCUCUAUGACUCCAGAGGCUCAGUCGCAGCUUCUUCACCCAGGUCAUCUGGCGUCUCUUUUCCUGGUCAUAGCAUUCACAACUCCAGUCUCCUCAAACAUCACAUCUUCCACCAGCCCUCAGUGAAUGUGGAGCCGUCAGCUCAGGAGAUCUGGCGGUCGGAGACGCUGCUGCAGAUGUUUGUGGAGAUGUGGCUACAUCACUACUCUCUGGAAAUGUACCAGAGGCUCCAGUCUCCUCAGGUCAAGCUGGCUCUCCUCCAGCAUCGCCUCAGUAUGUCCAGUAGGUGGCACCACCUUCAGGCGCCUCCAACAGGCUCUGGGAUCCCUCACAACUACCAAGUACUUUUACCUAUUCACUCAGCCCCGCUCCAGUGGGGCCACCUGGAGGAACCAUUCACCCCAACAGAGGAACAUGUGCUGGUGGUCCGUCUCCUGGUCAAACAUCUCCACGCCUUUUCUAACAGUCAGCUGAACACAUCCGGCACGACGUCCUCACCUUCAUCCCACUCUCACACCCAACACACCAGCCCUUUGGAGGAAUUCAAGAGAGUGGUGGUGCAGCGAUUUGUCCAGCAGAAGCUCUACCUGUUUCUCCAGCAUUGUUUUGGUCAUUGGCCUCUGGAUGCCUCCUUCAGAGCUGUGUUGGAGACAUGGCUGAGCUACAUCCAGCCAUGGAGAUACACAGGAGAGAAUAUCAGUCCCCUGUCGUCCCAGCAGAACAGAGGUGUUCCAGACAAAUGGGAGGGGUUUGUGCAGGAAAACCUUCUCAUGUUUACCAAAAUGUUCCAGGCUUUCCUGAAUCGGGUCCUCAGGACGGACUUAGUCAAUGCCAAGAAUGCUCUGAUGGUCUUCAGGGCCUGCAAAGUCUUUGCCCAGCCCAACCUGUCAGAAAUGAUCCUCAGAGGUGAACAGAUGUUCCUGCAACCAGAACACGUCCUCCACCAUCGUCAGACCCGUGGCCUCAUGUCACCGAGUCAAGGAGGAAGUUAUCUGUCAUCUCGCCACAAGGUUGUGCCAGAUGCCGUUUUCAGAGUCAAGAGCCAUGUCUAUGCUAUGGAAGGACAGGACUGUCGGUACCAGCAGAUGUUUGGUACUGAGCUAAGAGCAGCUGUGACAAGGUUGAUCCAGAUUAUUGCUCAGUCCAGACAAACUGCUCAGAGGAUCUCAGACCAGUCCAGUGAGCUUACAACCUCCUCCUCAUUCCUGUCCUGGUUAGGACUUGGUUCUUCGGAACUCAAUGGGACCUUUAGUGGGUCAGAACCAGAGGAGAGUGGCGAGUGUCUGAAGAAGACCCACGAGUUCCUGGAAAAAGCUCUGGAGAGCCUGUGUGUCAUCUUCAAAUUAAACCAGGGUCAUGUGACUCAAUUCGUCUCCAAUCUGGCUUCAAGUCAGGAUGAAGGAAACUGUAAACAACUGCCUGACUGCAUCCAAAGAGAAGACGGACUGGUCUUGACUGAUCUGGGCCGAAAACAGGUCAUAAACGGACUGCGUAGGUUUGACAUCCAGUACCAGGGAGAUCCAGAGCUGCAGCCAAUCAGGACCUUUGAAAAUCCCCAUCUGGUCCGCUUCUUCUACAGGAUUUCAUCUGUCAUCAAUGAGAGGUUUGGAGGUCACAUGACUGCUCUAUGUUUGCGGCCCGGCUUUUUGGGUCGCAUGGGUCGUCACUUCCUGACUAAUCCUGGUUCAGUUUGGAAACUGAAGCAAAGCCCGGUGUCGUGGACUAGGGUGGGGGGGUCUUCACAGCCACGGCUAAGCCUCCGCCCACUGGCCAGUUACAGGACCAUUGUCCUGCUGCUGCUCUGCUACAUCCUGGGAAUGCUGCUGUCCUUUGGACCUUUGUCCAGUACUAUACUCAUCCUGAUCCUCAGCUUCCUGUAUGGACUCUUUAUGACAAUGUUUUCAGACAGACUUCAGACACACUAAGACUUGACCAGAACAGGAUUGUAAACAACAUCGUCAUUGUCAUCGUCAUCUUCUUCAUCAUCAUCAUUAAAGUCCCCUUUAUUAGAGUAGCUGCAUUUCUUUUUCACAAUCUUCACUGUUUACGCAUAAACACAAAUGAUCAGUCACAUGAUACAUUCACAUUGACCCUAGUGAAUAUGAUUGACCUGAAGAUUUUGGUCAUAAAAGGUUUAAACAUGUUUUUAGUCUGAAUCAGCAGUUUGGUCAUGGAGUGGCAGCUUUUUUUUAAUGCAUUUUUGUUUGAAAAUGUAUAAAAACUGACAUGAACAAAGACAGUUGUUUGUUUUUGCUUUUGUUUUUUUUUUAUAAAAACUGACAUUAACAAAGA